This is a messenger RNA of Pan troglodytes (chimpanzee), 1441 nucleotides long. It is a transcript of the gene STMN4, whose product is annotated as stathmin 4. The transcript has 8 exons. Gene Ontology annotation, cellular component: cytoplasm; neuron projection. Bases 194 to 805 code for a protein of 203 amino acids. Gene Ontology annotation, biological process: regulation of microtubule polymerization or depolymerization; neuron projection development; microtubule depolymerization. The record is from RefSeq and is a predicted model, not a curated record. Gene Ontology annotation, molecular function: tubulin binding. NCBI's taxonomy places the organism in Eukaryota, Metazoa, Chordata, Mammalia, Primates, Hominidae.
CUUGGAGGUGAUGUCAUGGCGAGAGCGAGCAGUGGUGCUGAUGUUGAGAGAAGCCCAGGGUACCACUAAUUGAGGGAGUGAGGAAGAGAGCAGCUCGCUUCUAACUGGACUGCACGUUGGUGACAGUGUCUCAAGCUGGUGACAGACCCACUCUGUAACUUUCAGCUAGAUUCAGCCACCAGAUCCCAGAAACAUGACCCUUGCUGCCUACAAAGAGAAGAUGAAGGAGCUCCCGCUGGUGUCCUUGUUCUGCUCCUGCUUCCUGGCCGAUCCCCUGAAUAAGUCGUCCUACAAAUAUGAAGGCUGGUGUGGGAGACAGUGUAGGAGGAAGGAUGAAAGCCAGCGGAAAGACAGUGCUGACUGGAGAGAAAGAAGAGCGCAGGCAGACACGGUGGACCUGAAUUGGUGCGUCAUUUCCGACAUGGAAGUCAUCGAGCUGAACAAAUGCACCUCGGGCCAGUCCUUUGAAGUCAUCCUGAAGCCACCCUCCUUUGAUGGGGUUCCCGAGUUCAACGCCUCCCUGCCCAGGCGGCGAGACCCAUCCCUGGAAGAGAUCCAGAAGAAACUAGAAGCGGCUGAGGAGCGAAGGAAGUACCAGGAAGCGGAGCUCCUGAAACACCUAGCAGAGAAACGGGAACAUGAGAGAGAGGUGAUCCAAAAGGCCAUUGAGGAAAACAACAACUUCAUCAAGAUGGCUAAGGAAAAACUGGCCCAGAAGAUGGAAUCCAACAAGGAGAACAGGGAGGCCCACCUCGCCGCCAUGUUGGAACGGCUGCAAGAGAAGGAACCGCCUGCUGCGCGGUGACUCCCGGGACCUGAUCGGUGGCCUCGUCCCAUGGACAAGCACGCCGAGGAGGUGCGGAAAAACAAGGAGCUGAAGGAAGAGGCCUCCAGGUAAAGCCUAGAGGCCAAAGAACUUUCCAGGUCAGCCGGACAGCUCCAGCAGCUCCACGUUCCAGGCAGCCUCGCCCGCCGGCUGCGCUCCCAGCACUGGGGUUUGGGGGGAGGGGGGUGGCCAAGGGGCGUUUCCUCUGCUUUUGGUGUUUGUACAUGUUAAGAAUUGACCAGUGAAGCCAUCCUAUUUGUUUCCGGGGAACAAUGACGGGGUGGGAGAGGGGAGAGGAGAGAGUUUGGGAAAGGGAGAUGGAGAAGAACUCAAGGACGUUGCAACCCUGCCCGGCGCAGAUCUGAUUUUCACAUCUCUACCUGGACAUUGAGCCUCCAGGCACCAUGUUGAGGAGAGAUGAAAACCAGGGCGGUAGAACUUCAGGGUGAAGGACAGAGUCCUGGGUGGGGCAGCGGCUGCAGGGCGCACCAGAGAACCCAGCCAGAGGGGGUGUGAGUACCAGUGGUGUUGCUUCCGCCCUGCAGCAGGUGGGAUGAGGUCUGUGUGUGUGUGUGAACCAUCAUUUUUUGAUCAUCAUGACCAAUGAAACAUUGA